ACACUCGAGCACCCACGCUUUUCAACGUCAUGCAAAUCUUCAGCAAGGAAGAGUAACGCGUUUUUAUGGAAACGAAAAGAAGAGCCAUUUUUCCGCUCGAUAAAUGCGAGCAGAACGGUUUGCUUCACAUACCGAAGAUAUACGCACGAGUGGAAUCAGGAAAUUGUUGCCGAAUAAUAAGAAUAAAUGGAGCAAACAGUCCCGAGGCCGGACGUGGUCAAGUCCCGCAAAGUGUUUCCGAGAAAACGCCAAGUACAGCUCGGGAUGUUGUUGGCAAGGUUUUACUAAAAGAUUGGCGGGCGGCAAGGAUCGGCAGGAUGACCCAUUGACCGUGACCCAUCUUCCUCGGAGCAGAUGUACUUGCGGAUGGGGAAUGGAAUACGAGAAAUGGAAAUUGCCGAAACUGAAUUGUAGAAGCAACUGCAGGACGUGAAGGAGAAAUCGACGUUAGAGAGGAAACGAAUACUCAUGGUUCAGGCCACGAUCUAUAAGAUAAUAUAAUAUAAGGUCUAUAAGAUCGUGGUUCAGGCUGACGAAAAAUCAGAAUUGACGAAGUUGCGAAACAUUCUUUUCCGUUCGUCCCGGCUAAAUAUUUCUCUUGAAAUACGUAGAGAGACGUGUACAAUCUUGUUUCUCCUAUGGGAAGGAAAACAUUUUACUUGCGUUAUCGGUACACGUUGUUAUCAUAGGUGUAAUAAACGUGCGAAACGUUGCGCGCGAUUAUCAUUUCAGAAAUGGGAAGAUCUCACGUCGACGGAUCAAGAAUUGCAAAUCCAAUGACAGAGGAUUGCGGAAGAGAAACAAGAGUUAGCUAACGCGUUCGCUGAGAAGGACAACGAAAUUAUUAACUUGAAGGAGAUUGACGCAAACGAAUAAGAAUUUCUCCGGUUAAGCCACGAGAAGAGAAAUAUGAGGUGGAAAUAGGUAAACGGACAUUACGACGUUGAAUCAACGGACUGAAGAUCAGAGCGCGGAUUUCUACUCUGAUGAAAAUUACGGGAAGG
Molecule: messenger RNA, 1004 nt
Organism: Ceratina calcarata
Lineage: Eukaryota; Metazoa; Arthropoda; Insecta; Hymenoptera; Apidae
Exons: 3
Coding region: 104-433 (109 amino acids)
Source: RefSeq, a predicted model, not a curated record